AUGGAAACAGGCGGACGAGGUGGAGGCUUCCAGUCUGGGGGCAACCGGGGUCGAGGUGGUGGCCGGGGAGGCAAAAGAGGAAACCAGUCAGGGAAGAAUGUGCUGGUGGAGGCACACCGGCAUGAAGGCGUCUUUAUCUGUCGUGGAAAGGAGGAUGCUCUUGUCACAAAGAAUCUGGUCCCUGGAGAGUCUGUGUAUGGAGAGAAGAGAGUCUCUAUUUCAGAGGGAGAUGACAAGAUUGAAUACCGAGCCUGGAACCCCUUCCGCUCCAAGCUAGCAGCAGCAAUCCUGGGCGGUGUAGACCAGAUCCACAUCAAGCCUGGGGCCAAGGUGCUGUACCUUGGCGCCGCCUCGGGCACCACCGUCUCCCACGUGUCUGAUAUUGUUGGCCCGGAUGGUCUAGUCUAUGCAGUUGAGUUCUCCCACCGCUCUGGCCGUGACCUCAUCAACUUGGCCAAGAAGAGGACCAACAUCAUCCCCGUGAUCGAAGAUGCCCGGCACCCACACAAGUACCGCAUGCUUAUCGCAAUGGUGGAUGUGAUCUUCGCUGAUGUGGCCCAGCCAGAUCAAACCCGGAUUGUAGCCUUGAAUGCCCACACCUUCCUACGGAAUGGAGGACACUUUGUGAUUUCCAUUAAGGCCAACUGCAUCGACUCCACGGCCUCAGCAGAAGCUGUGUUUGCGUCUGAAGUGAAGAAGAUGCAGCAGGAGAACAUGAAGCCGCAGGAGCAGCUGACACUGGAGCCCUACGAACGGGACCACGCUGUGGUUGUGGGCGUGUAUAGGCCGCCUCCCAAGGCGAAGAACUGAAACUCCGAGCUGUCUGGAGCAGGAAGAACUGUGUCGUUACUGUUGCACGUGUGCUUUUGUUUUUUGUUUUUUUUUUU
Messenger RNA from Meriones unguiculatus (Mongolian gerbil), 887 nucleotides. RefSeq names its product rRNA 2'-O-methyltransferase fibrillarin. Gene Ontology annotation, cellular component: small-subunit processome; nucleolus; Cajal body. Bases 1 to 810 code for a protein of 269 amino acids. Gene Ontology annotation, biological process: box C/D sno(s)RNA 3'-end processing; rRNA methylation. Lineage: Eukaryota; Metazoa; Chordata; Mammalia; Rodentia; Muridae. The record is from RefSeq and is a predicted model, not a curated record. Gene Ontology annotation, molecular function: RNA binding; histone H2AQ104 methyltransferase activity; rRNA methyltransferase activity. The transcript has 2 exons.